AUGGGUGAACUUUUCACCAAAUAUUACCGGCUGCAAGAGGUUAACCGAAACUUGGCAGCGGAGACUAAAGUUGCUGUGGUCUCCGAACUCUUGGAGAUCCUGGAUGACCUGGAGCGGGGAGCCAGCCAGGAUGGUGGCACCGGGGCCAGUUCCUCUUUGAAGACGCUAGCCAAAAAGUUUGAAGCGAGGCCGUAUGCCGGUAAUGUGGGGUGGGUGGAAUCAUGUAAAGAAACAUUUGAAAAAGACAUAGGAUUCAUGGCACCCUUGUCCUUGUGUGGUCUAUUUGCCCUUUUCACUGUCAUGCUGCCUCUCCCACACAAUUGA
Molecule: messenger RNA, 324 nt
Organism: Durusdinium trenchii
Lineage: Eukaryota; Dinophyceae; Suessiales; Symbiodiniaceae
Source: the annotation of a GenBank genome assembly